Manihot esculenta (cassava) is the source of this 1404-nucleotide messenger RNA. Its product is annotated as E3 ubiquitin-protein ligase SINAT5. Gene Ontology annotation, cellular component: cytoplasm. The record is from RefSeq and is a predicted model, not a curated record. NCBI's taxonomy places the organism in Eukaryota, Viridiplantae, Streptophyta, Magnoliopsida, Malpighiales, Euphorbiaceae. Gene Ontology annotation, biological process: ubiquitin-dependent protein catabolic process; multicellular organism development. Bases 305 to 1291 code for a protein of 328 amino acids. Gene Ontology annotation, molecular function: ubiquitin protein ligase activity; zinc ion binding; protein binding. The transcript has 3 exons.
ACAAACAAGAAAGGAACCUCCUUUUCCACAAGCAGAGAGAGAGAGAGAGAGAGAGAAAGAGAAAGAGAGGGAGAGAGAGAGAGAGAGAGAGAGUCGUCGGAAUCUAUCUUCCUCCCUCCCUCCCUUCUGCCGUCCGUCUAUUCUCUUUGUUCUUCUAAAACCUUCCCGAGAAAACACCAGAACACCUAACUGAAACCGAAGGAAGGAAAUUUUUAGAAAAUAAGUAAGCGAGAAGGAAAAGCAUUCUGAGAUUUCAUUUCAAUUUUUAUUAAAUUAGAAAAAAAAAAUUGUGAAUUUCUGGGCUAUGAUGGAGUUGGAUGGUAUCGAGUGUGUGUCAUCCUCUGAUGGGUUUGACGAGGAUGAGAUCUAUCAGCACCAUCAAUUUUCUUCAUCAAAGUCUCGCAACGCCACCGCCAAUUAUAAUAAUAAUAAUAAUAUCAAUAAUGUCAUCGGUUCAACUGCAAUCGCUCCGGCCACCAAUGUCCAUGAGUUGCUAGAAUGCCCUGUUUGCACCAAUUCCAUGUACCCACCAAUUCACCAGUGUCAUAAUGGCCACACACUGUGUUCCACCUGUAAAAUAAGGGUACACAAUAGGUGCCCCACUUGUCGACAGGAGCUCGGAGAUAUUAGAUGUUUAGCACUAGAAAAGGUGGCCGAGUCACUUGAAUUGCCAUGCAAAUAUUGCAACUUGGGGUGCCUGGAAAUAUUUCCAUAUUACAGUAAACUUAAGCAUGAGGUAGUUUGCAACUUCAGGCCAUAUAAUUGUCCAUAUGCUGGAUCAGAAUGCUCUACUGUUGGAGAUAUUCCUUUUCUAGUGUCUCAUUUGAAGGACGAUCACAAGGUGGACAUGCACACUGGAUGCACUUUCAAUCAUCGUUAUGUGAAAUCAAAUCCCCGGGAGGUGGAGAAUGCUACUUGGAUGCUGACGGUAUUUAAUUGUUUUGGGCAAUAUUUCUGCCUGCACUUUGAAGCCUUCCAGCUAGGGAUGGCCCCUGUUUACAUGGCAUUCCUUCGUUUCAUGGGGGAUGAGGCGGAGGCUCGUAGUUACAGCUAUAGCCUGGAGGUAGGAGCUAAUGGGCGGAAACUCACAUGGGAAGGUGCUCCGAGAAGCAUCAGGGAUAGCCAUCAAAAGGUGAGGGACAGUCAUGAUGGUCUGAUUAUUCAAAGAAAUAUGGCUCUUUUCUUUUCUGGAGGUGAUAGGAAAGAACUUAAGCUUAGAGUUACUGGAAGGAUUUGGAAGGAACAACAGAAUCCUGAACCCAAUGCCUGCAUGCCAAACCUCUGCAGCUAAGAUCUUUUUCUUUAGCCAUCUCUGUGUGUGUAUCAUACUAUUUUGUUUUCUUCAAACCUAUGCUUGAUAAGCCAAAAAUCAUCAAAAUGGCAAGUUGCUUGCUCUUUUUUUUU